AUGGCUUUCCUGUGGCUCGUGUCUUGCUUUGCUGUCAUCAGCGCAGCCUAUGGCUGUGGCACCCCUGCCAUCCCCCCUGUGGUGACUGGCUAUGCCCGCAUUGUCAAUGGUGAGGAGGCAGUUCCCCACUCCUGGCCCUGGCAGGUGUCCCUGCAGGACUACACUGGUUUCCACUUCUGCGGUGGCUCUCUGAUCAGUGAGAACUGGGUUGUGACUGCUGCCCACUGUGAUGUGAGCACCAGCCACCGUGUGAUCCUUGGUGAACAUAACAAAGGAAGCAGUGCCACACAGGAGAAUAUUCAGACCAUGAGAGUGGGGAAGGUGUUCACUCACCCCCAGUGGAACCCCAACACCAUCAACAAUGACAUCGCUCUGAUCAAACUGGCUUCCCCCGCUUCUCUGAACUCCCAUGUGUCUCCCGUCUGCCUGGCAGAGUCUUCUGAUAACUUCGCACCAGGCAUGACCUGUGUGACCUCUGGCUGGGGUCUGCUCCGUUACAGUGACUGGUACACCCCCAACCAGCUGCAGCAGGCUGCCCUGCCCCUUCUGUCCAAUGAUCAGUGUAAGACAUACUGGGGAAGCAACAUCUCCGAUGUGAUGAUCUGUGCUGGAGCUGAUGGUGCCUCCUCUUGCAUGGGUGAUUCUGGUGGUCCUCUGGUGUGCCAGAAGAACAACGUUUGGACUCUGGUCGGUAUUGUUUCCUGGGGAAGCAGCAGAUGCUCCACCUCCACACCCGCUGUGUACGCUCGCGUUACUGAACUGCGCGCUUGGGUGGACCAGACCCUGGCUGCUAACUAAGAUGUCAAAGCCUUCUAAAAAAAAAAGUAGAACAGUGCCAUCCAUCGGUUCGUAGGUCCAGAAAAUAUGCAUGGUCCAACCACUGAAUAGAUUCACAUAUCUACAAUAAAAAUCAUUGCAACAACACUAA
Chanos chanos (milkfish) is the source of this 928-nucleotide messenger RNA. RefSeq names its product chymotrypsin B-like. Gene Ontology annotation, molecular function: serine-type endopeptidase activity. Gene Ontology annotation, biological process: proteolysis. The transcript is spliced from 7 exons. The coding region runs from base 1 to 798 and encodes 265 amino acids. The record is from RefSeq and is a predicted model, not a curated record. NCBI's taxonomy places the organism in Eukaryota, Metazoa, Chordata, Actinopteri, Gonorynchiformes, Chanidae.